AGGCGAAGUAGGGGAAGAGAGAAUCAGUAAGAGUGCUUAUUCAUUUUCCUCGUCAUCCACGUUCCAGCACUUGUCAGGUCUCUUCAGGUUGUUGGUCGAGCUCCCAAGACGCUCCCCACUCCCCUCGUGCGCGAGGCCACGCCUCCCUCUCCUUGUGCCCCGUGAUUUUCCUCCAUCUCGGAUUCCUACUCCUAAUCACCAAUCGUGCAUAGUAGUACUCUAGGUGUGAAAGAAAGGUGCCUCCUCCUCGUCCUCGUCGUCCAAAUCUUGACUUACAGUGGAUAGACUAGGUCUGAUCGCCGGGUGUCGUCAUUAUUGCUGUUGUGGUGUUGGUCUUGGCCCAAGGCGUGGAUCUCUCGGGGAAUCGGAUUGGGAUCAUUUCUCGAUCUCAUUGCCAGAGCUUUACCUUACCCUCGCUCUCAGGUGGGAUCGGUAUCAAGUCUAGUCGGAGUAGAGUGGUCUGACCGGUUUGACUUGUCCGUCAAUAGUGUAUGGACAUUGUGAUCGACAUUUGUGGUGAGGAGCCUUGAUGCGCAUUUGAAGGGAAUGAAAGGCUAACUUAAUCUCGUGCCUUGUAGUAGAAGAGAAGAGCCGAAUGUGCUCAGUGUUGUUGGUCAUCGGAAGUUGAUUUUUAACAUCGAUAGCAGUAGCAUCAUCAUCAAAUAUCAUCAUCAAAAAUCAUCAUCAUAAUCAUCAUUGUCCAUCUCGAGGCAGAGCUGCUGCUCUUUUUGAAAAGGGGAGUGUAUAUUUUCCACACUGUUGAGUUUAUGGCAGCAUUGGAUGAGUGGUGAGUAAAGCCGACAAGGAGAGGAAUACUCGCACACAUACACACUAGAGAGCUAAGGAGUGGUGUUCAGGUCGAUUUCUCGCUGCCAAUUCGCCGCUUUCCUCCUUCCUCUCCUGCUAUCUCCCACAUAGUAUAUAUGCAUACGACUACUAGCGCACAUCAAAUUCGACUCGUUCGUGUGUGGGAAUCAUUCAAGGAGUGGGGCAUUGUGGAUGCAAUUACAGGCUACGACAAGUACUAAGUUGCAUACAUGCUCGCGAGACUGACGAGAGCGCUGGUGAGUGAGGUGAGCGAAAAACCGAAGUCUGCACAGCUGUUCCCGCACUCCCGACUACUAGGAUAGUCUUGUGUCGUCGAUAAGGCCGGACUAUUUCGAUGAAAAGUUCAUAGUGACUACCUUCGUUGUGGGGGAGUCCAUCCUUCGCCUUCUCUUGCUCAUCAUCGUCCCCGUUUUCUUCUUCCCCGCUUUUGGGCCCAAGUGCUGACUUAAAAGGGCCAAAUCUAUCCCGUCUGCUCGAUCUUCGACAUAGAGGCCAAAACUAGUGGGCAAAAGCAGCGAGGAGUUUAAUGGCGGGUGGUGGAGCAUUGUGGUGAAGCCAUCCAUGUGUGGACUUUUACCAAACCACUUGUGAACCUUGAGUUGGUCAUGGUUCUGUUGUGAAGACCACACUGACAGUACCUCGGUCGAGAUCAAUUUGACGUCAUCUUUCAAUCUAAGGCUCUGACUAUGAGCAUGCUUGAGCCGGAAUCUUCCGAGGUCUUUGAUGAUAUCCAGCACACGGGUAUUCUACACACUCGCGAAGAGAGUCAUGACGACAACAUCAAUGCUAAUGUCGACCAAGAGGCCUUCAGCAGCGGCUCCUUGGGGAACCAUCCUGGAGAGACAAUUCAAAUGCUAAGAAAUGGAAGCAGCCAUGCCUGUUCAACCUCGCCCGAUCCUUCUGCUCCAUUAAACCUCCACGAGAACUCUGAAGAUCUCGUCAUCAAAGGGACCUCGUCCUCCAAUCCAGCCUCUCAACAGAGAAAGUAUGGAUUCCUGUACGACUCCUCAACUCAUUCUGUUGCCACCACCACCCGAUACGCUGAGAGUGACAAACUCCGGUCUAUGCGGGCCAAAAAAGAGCAACGUGAAAAGCGGAAAGAGAACAAGAACGUCAAAACGGUCUUUAAAGUGGAAGGACACGAUCAAUACGACUACAACCGUGUCUUGGAGUUUUUGGGCGAAACCACGAAAGAAGAACUCAAGAAAGGCAAAAAGACCCAGAAGUCUGGCGGUGCAGUGGCCUUGACGGCGACCAGUGGCAAUGGGAGCGUGCUGAUAUCUACCAACAGUUCUGGAAAUGGCGGAGUGAAGAGCAAGGCCAGUCGUAAGAAGUCCAAGGACGGGUCGGAUCUAAAGACGAAAACGUAUCAAGUUAAUGGCAAUGCUAAAGCUCAUUCCGCCGGCGAAGAAGAAGAAGAGGAUGACGACGAUGGUAAUGACAGUGAUAAUAAUGUGGGUGCUCCUGGCCGGAAGGUGAAUGGCGUAAAAGACAAUUCGAAGAAAGUGAUCACGAAAAGUAACAGUGAGGAGUCUUCGUCCACCUCAUCCAGCCGACAGCGCGAUUUGAAAGAGGAGGAACUCAUCAAGUUUGAUCAUAAUAAUUUCAUGGUUAUGGUCAAUCCGCCUGAUCCGGGCGACCUUCGCCGCCAAACUAGUCGAUCCAUUGAAAAUUUAAGCAGUUUCACCACAGUAACGAAGAAAAAGAAAAAGAAGUCGCCAACCUUGUCCUCAGACGAUGGCUAUCACAACUAUAGCGGCCGUUCCUUGAACUCAACUCCAGACUACAGGAGCAAUAAUAACUACAGUAAUAAUAUUAAUAUUAAUAACAACGUUGGCCCUCCUGUUGGCAAUGGUGGAGGGUUCAUGGUUGGAACUCACUCGCGCAACAAGUUCCACCCGAACAAGUCUCAGAGUGGUCAUGUGGUUAUCAACAUGGCCAACAGCAGUAGUAGCAGCAACAACAACAAUAACAAUAACAACAGCAGCAGCAGCAGUAGCCACCACUCCAAUCCUCUGAACCGCGACAUCAUUAAGCUUUUCCGCAAUGCUGCCGCUUCCGGCAACAGUGCCCCCAAUGGCGUGAUGGGCACGAACAGUCACAGCGGUUCGAGUAGCCAAUCAAGUAGUGCCGCGGUCACCACUACCACCACCACAGAUGUGUCCGCAGCCUCGUCGGUGCCUCAGUCCCCACCCUCCACUGAUCUCGAAUUUGGAGCCGCUGACUUCCCACCUUUGGCCGAGAACCUGGUCGGCGAGGAGGAGUCAGGUAGUGACAGUGGGCCCACCGCCAUUCCGCUCAACAACGCUUCCUCCCUCGGCGGUCCAAUCAGCAACAACAACAACCUUCCUCUGUCAGACAAUGGUCCCUCUUCAACGUCAUUUGGAACAGGUCCUCCACCACCUGCCGCAUCCACUUGGCCACGGAAGACUGAGGCCUCCAGGGUGGUGGACGGGACUGGUAGUAGCCCAGCUCAUUCCCAUUCUUCUUUGACGACAAGUGAUUCCCAAAUGGCUGUGAUACCACCCAAAAAGAAUUCAGCCUCCGAGGCCGAAACCCCGCCUUCUCUCUGUGGGCCUCCCGACGUGACCCAAGGGAUCAGCCCCAAUCUUAUGAACGCACUCCCAGAUGUGACAGCCCAAGCCCCUUACCUCGCCGAUUCGCACUCUGGCGACAGCACUCCCCCACGCCAACGUCAACGCCAAGCUGAAGAAGUCUGCUCGCAGCCAAGUCACUGCGAUGAACCGCCCCGAGAAAGCGAACAUGCCGCCACUGCCUCCAUUCACAAUGCCGUCUAUCGGGCUGACAGCGCCUCCUGUGGAGGUAGUAGCGUCUGCGAGCCUGGCCGGGAUACCUCAUCUCGUAACAGCACGGCCAGCUUCUUUCUGGACACGGACAACAACGUGGAGAUCGUGCUCACCGAAGAGGAGUACAAUCGGCGACGUGAAAUUGGCUCGGCGCCUGUGGUCAUCUUGAGCAAGAGUGAGCAUGCGCACGGGGAUUGGUUGGGUGGUGCUCCUGACGUCGAGUUCGGAUUCGACAUCAACCAGACCCUUUUGAACGCUCCCGCAGCAACAGCAUCCCACGCCUCAGCCAACGACCUCUCGAUGAUGACCCAAACCUUGGCAAAGCUGCCGUCUGGAGGCGGUAUGUACUUGGGUGGCGAUUACGCUCCCAUGGCCGUGAUACCACCCACCACACCCAUUAGCCAUGUGGAUGGUGCCAUCGUGAGCUUCGGUGAGAGCAUCGACCCAGUCUCGCCGCAAGCCAAUUACUAUUCCUCUGUGAUGUCCAUCCCUGACGGACAGGGGAUGACUUGGGCCGAGAUGGUGGCUGCCUCCUCAUCCAGCUCUGGUCCCGGCUCACCUGAAAUGCCACCCAUUUUCCCGUCCAGUCGCAGUAGCCACACGCCCAUUUUUCAGGCCACACCCGAGGACCUGUCCCCGAGCUCCUCCGGGCGUGCCACCCCAGUCAUUGAGUCUUCAGUUCAUUACGCGUCUAGCUCGACCAUAGGCGGCUGUGGAGCCCCACCAUUACCGCCGCCUUGUUCCAAUGCAUCAUCCUCGCUAUCAUUAGCAUCAUCAUCAACAACGUCAACAUCAUCACCUUCAACCACCAGCUCGUAUCAUCUCAAUUAUCUUGAGUUGGUCACAUUUGUGGCUUCGGAGUGGCAGAUCACUCGGGACGAUUUGAAGUCCAACCGUGCGCAGGUCUACUCAGCGAGCCAAUUUCUGCCGAAGAGUGCUCCCUCAUCUGCCACGCCCCUAAUGAAGUCGUCUUCCAAAGCUGCUCUCAUUUAGGUUUCAUCAAGUCGAGAAUCGCCCAGCCUCUCUGGAUGCAAAUGAAAGGCUAUUUUUCGCAAAGGGAGGGGAGCAUUUGUCACCCGAACCAUGUUGUCAGCCCCAAGCUCCGCCCAUGGCAGACCUUCAUCAGGAGGUUUUUUUAUAUUGUCCUCACGUGAACGGUUCUUAAAGUCGUUUUGUUGGCAUCAUCAAGAAAUUACCUAACAGUUAAAUGAAAAUCAAACACUUUUUGGGAGACAACGUGGACAUCCAUCUGUUAUCCCGCGAAUUUCCUUGUUCUCCUUCCCUCGCCCUUCAUAGUAACUCUGAUUGGCAUUUUAUUGAUUGUAAAUCGAGUGUUCUGCACUUUGCUCCUCCGUAUGAUUACAUUAUUGUUAGCCUAAACAGCACCAACAACAACAGCCACAACCACAACGUUAUCAGCAUCUCCAUCAAACUUUUCAUCGUUCUCACGAUCCCAACGGCUCCGGGACAUUUUUAAUUCCAUAAUAUAUAUUCCAAAUCAGUCACGUUGAUGAAGUGACAAGCAAGUACGAGAAAGAAAGCUUUGAUGAUUCAAAUCUGAACAUAACACAUGCAAAUGUAAGAAGGAGUAAAUACAAGAAGCAUUAUCUGCGUCAAGAGGAAUAAAGCAAGUCAAAACAGAAAAUACAAAAUCACACCCAUCCACAAA
This is a messenger RNA of Tigriopus californicus, 5304 nucleotides long. RefSeq names its product probable serine/threonine-protein kinase DDB_G0282963. The record is from RefSeq and is a predicted model, not a curated record. Lineage: Eukaryota; Metazoa; Arthropoda; Copepoda; Harpacticoida; Harpacticidae. The coding region runs from base 1515 to 4628 and encodes 1037 amino acids. The transcript is spliced from 2 exons.